Molecule: messenger RNA, 1158 nt
Organism: Dermatophagoides farinae (American house dust mite)
Lineage: Eukaryota; Metazoa; Arthropoda; Arachnida; Sarcoptiformes; Pyroglyphidae
Gene: stas
Product: Transmembrane protein stas
Biological process (GO): autophagosome assembly
Cellular component (GO): endoplasmic reticulum membrane
Source: RefSeq, a predicted model, not a curated record
AACGGCGAAUAUCAGACAAGAAUUCUAAAUACGAAUUGUUCUGCAUUCAAAUUGUUAUGGUCAUGUGUUGUUAUGUUUCUUGAAUCAAAUCACAAUGCUCAUUUUUUAUUUAUUAAUUUAUGUUUUAUAGUCAGUAAAGAAUUUUAUUAUUAUUUAGAAAAUCUACUGUGAUAUUAUACUGAAUUAUUAUUAUUUUAAUCAUGGUCGAUGUAUCACCAUCAUCGGUUCAAAGUCCUGAAACACAAAAUCGUAAAGAUUCGUUACAGAAUUCUAGCCUUCUUCUUUUAUCCAUCAUUUUGAUAUCAACUUUGUCUUUAUUUAUUGUUUAUCUUAAUUUUCCCAAACUAGAGCCUCAUGAAAAGCAGCAUUUCAAGUUGCCUAUGAACAUUGAUGAUGCCAAAAAUUUGGGAAACGUUUUAUCUGGGUACAAAGAUCGAUAUUUUUACGUCGUUCUUUUCGGUUUCAUUGUCACUUAUAUUUUCUUGCAAUCAUUCGCCAUUCCUGGUUCAAUUUUCUUGAGUGUUAUGUCUGGUUAUUUAUUUCCAUUACCAUUGGCUUUAUUGUCCGUUUGUUUCUGUUCUGCUGUUGGUGCAUCGAUAUGUUAUUUACUUUCAUGUCUCUGUGGCAGACCAUUUAUAAUUAAAUAUUGGCCAGAUAAAGCAAACGUUUUGUCCAACAUAAUCGAUCAACAUCGUAGUCAUCUCUUUUACUAUAUGAUUUUUCUGCGAAUCACGCCAUUUUUACCGAAUUGGUUUAUAAAUAUAACAUCCCCCAUUGUUGAUGUUCCAUUAUCUACAUUUUUUAUUGGAACAUUUUUAGGUGUUGCACCUCCUUCAUUCAUUGCCGUCCAUGCCGGUACAACUUUAUACCAGCUAACAUCAUCAUCGAAUAUAAUAUCUUUUCAAUCUAUGAUGAUGUUGUUAGCAUUCUCAUUACUUUCUUUGACGCCCAUCAUUCUGAAACGAAUAUUUGCUGAUAAAUUCAAAAAGCCUUAACUCAUUCAACAUGAACACAUUUAAUUUUUUGUAUUUAUUUUCUAAAUAAUUUUAUUUUUGUUUGAUGAUCAUUUUUCAUAGUUAAACAAUUUUCCCUUCCCAUUCAUAUUUCACACCAUCAUUGUAUUUCCGGAAUAGAUUCCCAAAAUUCUUUUUCCAUUCA